This is a messenger RNA of Topomyia yanbarensis, 756 nucleotides long. It is a transcript of the gene mRpL21, whose product is annotated as large ribosomal subunit protein bL21m. Bases 121 to 714 code for a protein of 197 amino acids. Gene Ontology annotation, biological process: translation. Gene Ontology annotation, molecular function: RNA binding; structural constituent of ribosome. Gene Ontology annotation, cellular component: mitochondrial large ribosomal subunit; ribosome. The record is from RefSeq and is a predicted model, not a curated record. The transcript has 2 exons. NCBI's taxonomy places the organism in Eukaryota, Metazoa, Arthropoda, Insecta, Diptera, Culicidae.
UCCUAAACAUCCGUAUAAAAUAUUAUUCUAAAUAUUAAAUAAAAAUCGAGCAUUAAUCGAACAUGCCAAGAAAUUUUGUAUUAUAAGUAUUAAAUUUCGCCAUUUUUAUGUCCAUUAAUAAUGUUUGCUAACCGGUUCUCAUUCUUGUCAAGGCUAUCUACUGCAUUUUCAAAUACCUUAAAGACGAAUCUCGUUACGUCGUCUUCUGCAGGAAUAGUCUCAAGAACUCGACAAACAAAUACAAAUAUUUCUCGUCUUAAUUCCUCACUGGCACUGGAAAAAUCCACCGUACAGGAAGCAAAUAAACAGAUUGAAUCCGGCACCGAAGGCCGGCUUUUUGCGAUAGUUCAACUAUGUGGCAAACAGUUUAAGAUAACAUCCGGGGAUAUCAUCAUCGUGGAGGGCUAUUGGCCACCGACAAAUGGGGAAAGGAUUCGAUUGGAUAAGGUAUUACUGGCAGGGGGUAAGGAUUUUUCCCUGAUCGGUAGACCUCUUGUACCCCACGGAUUGGUAGAUGUUCAGGGAACUAUCAUUGAAAAAUCCCUGUCGCACACGAGGACACACUUUAGAAAGAAGCGAAGGAAGCAAUACAUGAGGAUUAACUUCUUCCGAACUCAGCAAACAAUGAUUCGCAUUAAUUCAAUUGAAUUGAAUCAGCAAGGAAUCCGAGAGCAGGAUGAAUCACCGGAUCCAUUCAAGAACAAUUUUUUCUAGUUCCAUUGAGUUUUUGAAAUAAAUUUAGUCAAUCAACUGAUA